AUGCCCAUGACCAAUUCACCUACAAUCGAUCAAAAGAUCGUCGGAAAGGCGGUGGAUAAACCGCUCAUCGUACGACGGGAAGUUCCUCAACCUCACUCACUCUCUCAGGCAUCUACAACGUGUCCUCCAGCUCCAACCUACAAUCCGCUGCAUGGAAAGGGAGAUGUCUGUCUGGUGGAACUCUCGCCAGUUCUCCAGCACAUUGCCAACAAUCAAAAGAAGGAACUCAUCAACUCUGGCGAUGAGGCCCGAAUUAAUGAAACUCGGAAGCAACUGGUCAGGAUUGAAGGUCAGGAGAAGGAAACCGAACAAAAAUUAAAGGACAUUCAGAAGAAGAUGGAAAGCAAAUUUAAGGCUCUAGUGACGAAGAAUCCCAAGUCCAAAGUGUGUGUGGAAUGUCUGGAGACUGAACUGGAGGAAACAAUGAAAGCUCUUCACCUCGCUACGGAGGGGAAAAAAGUAAUUCGAAGAAAUGAACCCCCGAGCAUGUUUAAAAAGAUCGGCUACAGUUAUUAUUACAUCGAGAAGAAAGACCCUGCGGAUUGGUUUGUGGCGACAAGCAAGUGUCACAAGUUGGGAGGUCACCUGGCGACCAUCCAGAACGAGGAGGAAUUGCAGGGCAUCUAUAAGGAAGUUAACAUCAAGGAACGCAUCUGGGUGGGCAUCACGGACUUGGCCCGAUGGGGCGAUUGGGUUUCCCUUGAAACGGGUGCUCCUCCAAUCUUCCUCAAGUGGGCCAGCAAUAAUCCUGAGUCGCAUAAACACCAGCGAUGCGUUUUCCUAGAGGGUGGAAUGAAGGAUGGAAGGUGCAACCGAAAGUAUAUUUAUAUUUGCCGAUAUUGAAUAUUUAUAUCUUUACU
Messenger RNA from Drosophila takahashii, 860 nucleotides. The record is from RefSeq and is a predicted model, not a curated record. Lineage: Eukaryota; Metazoa; Arthropoda; Insecta; Diptera; Drosophilidae.